AUGUCUACUGGAGCCUCGGGCACUGCAGUCAUGUCUACUGGAGCCUCGGGCACUGCAAGUCAUGUCUACUGGAGCCUCGGGCACUGCAAGUCAUGUCUACUGGAGCCUCGGGCACUGCAAGUCAUGUCUACUGGAGCCUCGGGCACUGCAAGUCAUGUCUACUGGAGCCUCGGGCACUGCAAGUCAUGUCUACUGGAGCCUCGGGCACUGCAGUCAUGUCUACUGGAGCCUCGGGCACUGCAAGUCAUGUCUACUGGAGCCUCGGGCACUGCAGUCAUGUCUACUGGAGCCUCGGGCACUGCAAGUCAUGUCUACUGGAGCCUCAGGCACUGCAAGUCAUGUCUACUGGAGCCUCAGGCACUGCAAGUCAUGUCUACUGGAGCCUCGGGCACUGCAAGUCAUGUCUACUGGAGCCUCAGGCACUGCAAGUCAUGUCUACUGGAGCCUCGGGCACUGCAAGUCAUGUCUACUGGAGCCUCAGGCACUGCAAGUCAUGUCUACUGGAGCCUCGGGCAACUGCAAGUCAUGUCUACUGGAGCCUCGGGCACUGCAAGUCAUGUCUACUGGAGCCUCGGGCACUGCAAGUCAUGUCUACUGGAGCCUCGGGCACUGCAAGUCAUGUCUACUGGAGCCUCGGGCACUGCAAGUCAUGUCUACUGGAGCCUCGGGCACUGCAAGUCAUGUCUACUGGAGCCUCAGGCACUGCAAGUCAUGUCUACUGGAGCCUCGGGCACUGCAAGUCAUGUCUACUGGAGCCUCAGGCACUGCAAGUCAUGUCUACUGGAGCCUCAGGCACUGCAAGUCAUGUCUACUGGAGCCUCGGGCACUGCAAGUCAUGUCUACUGGAGCCUCGGGCACUGCAAGUCAUGUCUACUGGAGCCUCGGGCACUGCAAGUCAUGUCUACUGGAGCCUCGGGCACUGCAAGUCAUGUCUACUAA
Procambarus clarkii (red swamp crayfish) is the source of this 939-nucleotide messenger RNA. Lineage: Eukaryota; Metazoa; Arthropoda; Malacostraca; Decapoda; Cambaridae. The record is from RefSeq and is a predicted model, not a curated record.